AUGACUCAACCUUUGACUAACUCUUCCCCGCAACUUUUCCCCUCAACCUCCAUCAUCGAGAGUUUCAUGGACGAUAGAGUAAUAUCAAGUUUGGCGCACCUCGCACCGUCACACUUACAAUGGACUGACCAUAAUGGCGUACUAACCCGUCCAUUGGGGUUAGUUGAGAUGUUUUUCCACAAAAUGGCUCUAAUGCAUCAAGGGAGGACUGAUAUUUUCUUUCGUUUGCCCAUGCGCAUAGAAGGUGACGAUAGUUGGUUUGAUAAGCUCCCUAUCGCAUGGGCAAGGCUCAAUCAGCUACACCCAUCAUUAAGCUACGCUGUUAUCGAAGAUGGUAGUGACGAACCUAUGUUUUCAUUUGAUCCUACAGAUCUCAGCGGUGAACCUGCUCACGUGGUGAGAAAUUGCAGUCAAACAAUCAUCGUAGAACGUAAUUUUAAAGAUGAUGUCGUCGAAUGGAUGCGCGAACAAAUAUGGAAUGGCGACAGACAAUUCUUAAAUCAAAGUUCUAAUUUGGGUAGACUUAUCGUCCUUCACAAUAGCACAACUGGCGAGGUAGAUAUAAUCAUGGCUGUUGCACACUGCAUUUCGGACGGUACAUCUGUCGCGGCUCUCGCAAAUGAGUUUCUGGAAAUCCUUACCGGCAAUGAACUUGAUGGUGUGAAUGGAAGCACAGUGAAAAUACCUACAUUAAGCGAUUAUCGGGAAUUCAAACCACAGCUAGUCAAUGAAGGCUCUUUGAACAGUGUUACAAACUUCCUCAAUCUUACUAAAGAAGAUAUUGUGUCAGCCUUGCCUUUGGCCAUGGAAUCAGCAUACCCACCUAUGCCAUUAACGACUAGACCGCCAACAUUGCCCCGCUUGAGGUGGUACUGGGCAAUCAGGAGGGUUAUAGCGCAGGUAAGAGGCAACAUUCUCAACCGAUUGUCAACAGUAGACUUUGUCGGUGAGAGAUCGCCAUCUGAACAGAAAGAACUUGAACCUAGCUGGGGUGCCAUCACAAAUUGGAAGCAUUUCACCCUAUCACCUGAUCAAACAAAUGGCGUUAUGCGAUAUGCCAAGGAAUGCAAUGUAAAAAUUGGAUCGCUAUUGUUUGCUACAUCUUCAAUAGUAAUUUCAAACCUCAAUCAUAUCAAGCAGAUUGAUAAUGGUGACACCUGCUUGAUUGGAUUUCCGUUCUCAAUUCGACCAUAUUUGGAUCAGACCCCAAAUAAAGCGCGUUCAACACCGCUCGAUGUUCCUUCCAUUAUGGAAAUUAGUCCACUAUCAGUUCAACUAGGGUUCGGCGGUAUCCAGUUACCAUCUACACCCUGCUUGGUUGACUCAGAGACAUUCAAAAUUCGUUUCAAAUCUAGAGCACAGUCAGCACAAUCUCAAUUUAGAAACCUUUUGUCAUCGGCUACGUUAUUACAUGAUGGACAUUGCAUGGCCAUGGCUCGAGCUAGGACAUUCAGUGAGGGGCACGAUGGAUGGAAAAUAGUCAAACAGACAGAAUCGAAUAGUCAAUUGAGAGGCAAGGGAACAGCAAUAAAUGGCUCAAUGCUUGGUUCGAUGGACAAGAUACUGAAACCUUCAUACACUGCUAAAACUUAUACAUUGUCUCUUGACAAUCAACGUCAGGCGUACAUCGGAGUACGCUGCAGAACACAGGAAGUGCUUCUCGAAACUUUCACUUUAAAUGGGCAACUAACAAUCAGUCUCGGUUAUGAUCGAGUGCUAUGGCCGGACGAGAGUGUGGAUGCCUAUUUAGAGGAAUUUAAAAGGAUAUUAUUAUGCAUCUAG
Wallemia mellicola CBS 633.66 is the source of this 1782-nucleotide messenger RNA. RefSeq lists its product as hypothetical. The transcript has 4 exons. The record is from RefSeq and is a predicted model, not a curated record. The coding region runs from base 1 to 1782 and encodes 593 amino acids. NCBI's taxonomy places the organism in Eukaryota, Fungi, Basidiomycota, Wallemiomycetes, Wallemiales, Wallemiaceae.